Messenger RNA from Drosophila innubila, 4954 nucleotides. Its product is annotated as zinc finger protein 106. Gene Ontology annotation, molecular function: RNA binding; protein binding. Lineage: Eukaryota; Metazoa; Arthropoda; Insecta; Diptera; Drosophilidae. The record is from RefSeq and is a predicted model, not a curated record. Bases 307 to 4857 code for a protein of 1516 amino acids. The transcript is spliced from 8 exons.
UGUGUUUAACACAAAUAAAAGUAAAAGUUCUAAUCGUGCGUAGUUUUCUUAUGAUUAUUAGUGUUUGCGUUUGUUUUACUUAUCUAAACAGCAUAAUAUUAACAACAAUUUCAAAAACAAAUGGCGCCAGGACAGUUGGCAUUUUAGUUAGCUUUUCGGUUUCAUACAACAACAAAGAGUACAAAUAUGUUGGUCGAGUUGAAGAUAGCUGCGUUUAUUAACUUCUUCAAUCAGCGAAUGUGAUAGGUUCUGCCUUAAUAAUGAUAUAAGUUAAUUUGUAAUGUACAAAUAUUGUUAAGUUUUGCUAUGAGAGAUGAUAAGCAGCUAUUUUCCAAUUCAAUGGAGUCCACAGCAGAUGGCACAAAUGCAGCAGCAGUCUCAAAAGAAGUGACUGCGGCAACAACAACAACCAUUGCCGGCAACGAAGUGCCGUCGGGCACGGGAUCGGGUUAUAGUUCGGAAACGGAUUCUGCGCCAGAAUCCGUGAGAUGCCAUACAGGUGGUCAAGAACAACAACAACGGUAUCGCAAUAAUAGAUGGGGUCCACAAAAUAAACAACAUUACAACAACAAUAGAUUUGAACCGGUAAAUGAACGAUACCACAAUAAUAGAAAUGGACCAAGAAAUGCAAAUGGAAAUGGAAAUUGGCACCAGUUCCAGUCAUAUAACUCGAGACCCUGGCAAAACGGACGCAGGACACAUUUUAAUAAUAAUAAUAAUAAUUGGAACAACAAUUCAAACUAUUCAAGAAAUAACUCGCGUAAUUCAUACCAUAAUCAAAACAAUUCAAACUGGCAGCAUAAUAACAACAAUUGGAAGAGCUCGGACUCUUUCAACUCAUAUAAUUGCGGUGAUAGACCGGAUUUUCGAAGAAAUACAUCCAAUAAACUGGUGAAAUGGUCGACGAGGGACACUCAAGACAGAACUGAUUACUAUAGAAAUUCAAGACGAAGCAGGGAGAAAUCAUACGAUAGGAGAGAAUCCGACUGGGAUCAGAGUUCCAGUCGAUCGCAAAGUUGUGAGUCUAGGGAAAGUCGAAAAGAGAGAAACAAAGACAGGGAAAAUGAUAUUGAAAACCCAACCAGUGAACAAAAGGAAAAACAGCAAAAGCUGCAAUUAAAUAAAGAAAGAAAAAAAAGCCAAAACGAUAAACAAAUUAGUAUUAAAAAGAAAGGAAACAUUAAAAAACCCAGUUCAAGAGAAAACUCAACAGACAGGAAAAAAAGCGUUGAAACUGAAAAAGCUGCUCCAUGUGAAAAAUUGGAGAAAAGCAUUUCAGCAAAGCCGAAGGAUGUUAUAAAAGAUACUCUCAACACUGUGAAGAUAGAUGAAAUUAGUUCAAAGUCCAUUGAUAACGACAAUACGACAACACAACCCACACAGAAUUUAAAUGAAGCUCAGUCCAAACUCAUCACAGAAAUUAAGUUGAACCCAGUUGAGGAUGAAAAGGAAACAGGAGCUAUUAGCACAUAUCCUCAGAUACAGGUGCGACCAUUAAGCGAGCUCCUAAAGCAGGAAAUAAUCGCUGUGACACAAGAGAAACUUCAGGUUGAUAGUCCAGUUUCCCCUAGUGGAAAUACAGUCAUCACACCUCCUCCGCGUCCUGUAUCCCAAAUCCGUCGACAUAUUGUCGGCAGUGCUGCAAAUAAUGGUGGCAUUGGCGAGUCCAUCAUUAAUGAUCGUUUGGCCAAUAUGGACAAGGAGAGUCUCAAGUAUAUCAUCAAUAAUAGUGAUACCAUUUACAACGAGCAUUUAAAAUCUCAGGCGCGACGACGUCUCCGCGACGAGAUACGACGUCAACUGAAGGAGAUUGAAUUCGAGCAGCCAAAGGAUAAACCACCGAAGGAUCUAGUCGAGGACGAAAUCGUGGAUGCCAUCAAAUUGCCACAGCUUUUGCUUAAAGAGAUUGAAAAGUGUUUUGGCAUUGACAUAUCCGAACCAAAGACUACGGAGGAGAACAAUACAGGCUCCGCUGAGAAUAAAGAAGAAAAUAGCCCAGAGACCUUGAAGAGUGAGAUAGUUACAGCUGAGAGCGAUCAGUCUGUUAUAGAGAUCGAAAAUUUCAAUUCAGAAAAACAUCCUGACGAAGAAGAGCUGCCAGAAACCAAGGAGUUACCGGACAGCAUGGCCAAGGAGAGCUCAACAGAUUUAACGACUCGCCUUAAAAUUGCCGAGCAAUUCAAGGCCUUGGCGGCCAAAAAAUCUAUCAGUGCUCAGCUGACUGAAGCUGCCAAGCCUCAAAGUCCGCGAAAAGCGAAAUCCAUUGAGCAGAAAGCCAACCCACAUAUGAAGAAAAUCGAGAACAGAAAGCAAACACAAUUUUCAGAACAAGAAUCACAAAAAAAAGCGUUGCCCAUCAAAAAGGAAGUCAAAACCGAAGUCAGAGCUUCACCUAGCAUUGAUUGCAUAGUGCUGAGCUCUUCAGAGGAUGAGAAUGAAGAUGAGAAUGAGAAGGAUGUUCAGCAUGUACCGCAGUCAACAAAUGUGAUAUCCCUAGUCCAUGAGAAUGAUGUUUCCAGCGAUCUCUCAAACUCAUCCAACGAUUCGAAAGAACAGCUUUAUCAACAGAAACUCAACGAAGAUGCCGACCAUGUCGUGUCCACUUUUGAGAAGCUCAUAUUGCCGCAAUUAAAGGGUUCGCUGGCGGAUCGCUAUCGUAGCAAUCACAGUGCCAAUCUAAAAAGUCGACUGCACUUCAUCUCCUGCGUGGUGACCAGCAAUGAGCACAAUUCUCGGUCAUUUAGCAAAAUCGAAGUGGCAAGGAUACAACAGAAUCUAAAGGAAACCUACAAUCGAUUGGGCCUUGACUUCCUUUUGCGUGAAAUUGACAAUGUGGUGAAUGAAAAGCAGAAGUCGCAAACCGAGUCUAAUGAGCUUAUCACCAGUUCAUCCAAAAGCGCUGAGCUCGCGUCUGAGGCACAUCAAAGGAACGGCAGCAUUGAUGUGGAAGCUGCUGAGACAGCAUUUGCCACAGCGGAGCGUGCUUCGAUGCCACCGACACCACCACGAAAUGGCACACCCACAAAUGUGGCAAAUCCAACUCGCCCCCUUCAUGCCCUGCCCCUAGGUCCCUUUCUGGGUUUAGAAUCAACUCUGCCACGCUUAUCGCCGGGAAAUUAUCCAGUGCCCAGCAGCUUGGAGUCGAACGAUUCGAUACUCCAAAUGGGAGAGUCAGUUAUGCAUAAUCUGCUUGAUAUCGAUCGACGUUUGCUAGAGAAUCAAAAUCGUCGCGGAUUUCUCGAGGAGAUGAUUAUUAAGUUUCAAAAAGAGAAAUCCGAUCUAGAAAUGGUCAGUCUGGAGUUGCAGAGUCGCAAGUUCCUGUUGCUUAAUUCGGUAAUUUCAAGGUCGACAACAAUAAAUGCAACUCCAUCGACAGCUGCGUCAGUCACGCCCAUAAACUCACCACCGCCCACAGUUCCGGCUACAAUCGAAGCUACUUCUAGUGAAAGUUUACCUCCAGCAGCUUCUUCAAUUCCCGCAGUUGAAAAACCCAAAAAGCGUCAACGUCGCGUCAUUGUGAAGCGUGUGAAGAUUUUCCCCAAGCGCAAAGCUCGAGGCAAGUGCUUUAAGACCCUCCAGUCAAAUAAAGUUCCUGGGGAACUUGAGUCCAACAAAGAGCAGCUGGAAGAAUCGACAGACUCUGCCAUACCUGAACCAAUAGCUAAGCAGUUGAAUGUCAAACAGGAGUCCAAGAAGGAAAACGAUGACAUCAACAAACGGGCCGCAGAUUCAACUUUAGCUGGAUCUCCCAAGCGUCAGCGAUUAACCCGUUCCGCCACGUUGAAUGCCACACAACAACCGCUGGCAGUUAUACCACCGCUAUCGCCACCACCACCACCGCCGGAGCCAAUUGCCAACAUGUCCUAUGAGCUGCCUCGCAUACUCCAGAAGUCAACACCACCGUCGCCACCCGCUGAAGCUCUAAGAAAUUCAAAUCCAAUGCCUAAAAACUAUAAAUACGACUACAUACCCAGCGGGCCUUUGCAUAAAAUUACUAGUCCUAUUACUCAGAUACGCAUCUAUAAGCUGCAUAUUAUUGCCGCCUCGGAAAAUGGAGACAUCUAUGUCUUUAACAUUGCCAAUCACAAGCUAGAGCGUCAGAUCAUCAAGCACAGUGAGGCAAUUACGCAUAUGUUUCUCUGCGAGCAGGAAUCAUAUUUAUAUACUACAUCACUUGAUGGUUUUCUCAAGAAAUCAUCUCUAGAGAAUUUAGAACGCGUUAUGCAGACGGUAUAUCUGAAGGAACCAUUGCAAUCUAUUGACAUCGCCUGGGGCGUGGCAUUUGUUGGCAGUCGCUGGGGCCACAUCUUUACAUACAACAUAGCGACCAACAAAGUAAUGGACAUGCCGCUGUUGUCCACAGGACAGUCCAUAAUUGCUGUUAAGGCGACCAAGGAAGGCGCACGGAGGAUCAUAAUGCUAGGCUGCAAGGGCAACUUUGUCUUUCUACAUGAUGCGGCCAGUGGAUUGUUGCUGCGCCGUCUGAGCAUUCCCGAGGGCCUUAAUGUAUACAGUUUACUGCUCAUUGAUGGCCAUGUGUUUUGUGGCACUCAGAAAAAUGAGGUGUACAAAUUUGAAUUUGCCAGCGGCAACAUGUGCAAUUCUUUAAGCUGCGGCAAUGGAGCUGUUGCAAUGGCCGUAUAUCAAGAUAAAUAUUUGUUGAUUGGCUGCUAUGAUGGAUUUAUUUAUGUGCUAAACAAGGAGACUGGAAUGAAAUUGGGUCGUUUUAAUGGUCCUGGACGAUUGGUGUUGGCCCUGGCCAUCGUUGGCGAUAAGGUCGUCACUUCAUCAAAGGACAACGCAUUGCAAAUACUGGAAAUACCGUCUGAACUAUUGAAUCUGGAACAGUCAAAUUAAUAUAAAAGGAUCACUUAGAUUUAAUUGUAUAUUUUGAAAUAAUUUGCUUAGUUGAUAAGUCUUUGAAGACCAAAUUAAAAACAUUUAUUUUAGGAGA